This is a messenger RNA of Cyphellophora europaea CBS 101466, 2868 nucleotides long. RefSeq lists its product as uncharacterized. Gene Ontology annotation, molecular function: ATP binding; hydrolase activity, acting on acid anhydrides, in phosphorus-containing anhydrides; zinc ion binding. NCBI's taxonomy places the organism in Eukaryota, Fungi, Ascomycota, Eurotiomycetes, Chaetothyriales, Cyphellophoraceae. Bases 1 to 2868 code for a protein of 955 amino acids. The record is from RefSeq and is a predicted model, not a curated record. The transcript is spliced from 2 exons.
AUGGGCUCCGGUAAACGAAAACUGGUCGACACAAUCGACCUCACCGGAGACGAUGAUGAAGAGAUCGCUCGAAGUUCUUACAAAUCUGCUAAGACCAGCGGGGCGCACUCGAUUGGACCAGGAGGCCGCCAAUAUCCCACACCACCCUCUUCCAGCUUCCCAUCUCCGAGCCAGAAUGGCUACAGGCGUCAGGCGCUGACCAAGUUGCCUCUUAACAGCACACAUACUCAGGCGGAACGCGACAACUGGCUAGACUCCACUCAGUAUGAAGACGGAGAUAUUAGCCGGGAGAUCGAUCUUGAGGCCGAUUUUGACGAUGAUGUGUACGAAAAUUAUCAGCUCUACGGCAUUCUCAAUACAAAGAUUGUGGGAUGUCGCUUCUACGAUGGGCGUGCAACCGUUGGAGAGUAUGUCAAAGUACGUCGAGAGCCUCGAAAUCCUUACGAUAGGAACGCCAUCCGGAUCGACAGCUGUAUGGGUCACCAAAUUGGUCAUAUCGGUCGACAGGUUGCUGCAAAGCUAGCACCUUUGAUUGACAGUGGGGAGUUGUUGAUGGAAGGCGCCUUGACUGGAGAAAAGUCGUUCUAUGACUGUCCGAUCGGUCUCAAGAUGUUUGGAACUAGCGAUCCUGUUGCUGCAGCGACGCUGAAGGAGAAGAUGCAAAAGCUGCGCCUGCCCGUAACGGAGUUGAACCGUGCGGAGAGAGAACGCAAGCAGCGUGAAAAGGAGCGGGUUGCACGCGAGAAAGCUGCUCAGUUGAUGAAGAAAGGUGGCCGUGCCGUCCUGGACGCUGAGGGUCCCAACAAAUAUGCCAAUCUUAAUACCGCGAACGGUGACGACGAAACAUCUGUCGACCUAGAGGAGAUCUUGAGCAACACUGCAACUUUUAACCCUCGCGAUGUGCAGGAUGCAGUCAACAAGUUCGUCGCCGGCGAGGCCACCCUGAAGAGUAUGCCGAUGGCGGAGCAGCCCAGUGCACUCUCCACAAUACUGUUGCCCUAUCAAAGACAAGGCCUACAGUGGAUGUUGGAGAAGGAGUCACCAACGCCGCCUGCAACUGAUUCGAGCGAGCCCGUGCAGCUCUGGAAAAGGUCGCGCGGUAUGUACACGAAUAUCGCCACCAAUUUCUGCGUCAACAGAGCGCCUGAGCUAGCCAGCGGUGGAAUCCUAGCCGACGACAUGGGUCUCGGCAAGACAUUGCAGGUCAUCUCACUUGUCAUCGCCGACCCUAACAAGACCGACCAGCCUACAUUGAUCAUCUCACCACUAUCAGUCAUGAGCAAUUGGAAGCAGCAGGCAGAGUUUCACGUCGGAGAGAAGCAUCGACUCCAGGUUUUGAUCUAUCAUGGUCAGGAAGCCCGAGGACUCUCUCCAGAAGAAAUGCAACAGUGCGAUAUAGUCGUCACCACAUAUCAAACAUUGACAAGCGAGUUAUUCACGAGUGGCAAGGAGGAGACACAGACGACACCAAGCAAAAAAGGCCUGUUCUCCCUCGAAUGGAGGCGUAUCGUACUUGAUGAGGGCCACAACAUCCGAAAUCCUAAGACCAAGAUGGCCGUAGCGGCAUGUACUGUAACAGCAAGGUCUCGCUGGGUCCUCACAGGAACUCCCUUGAUCAACUCUCUGAAGGACCUGUACUCGCUUGUCAAGUUUCUCCGGAUGACUGGAGGGCUAGGCGAGUUUGAGAUCUUCAAUUCGACCCUGAUACGGCCUCUGAAGAGGAACGAUCCAAAUGCUCGGAUUCUGCUGCAAGCACUCAUGUCGACGGUAGUUCUCCGUCGCCUGAAGAGCAUGGAGUACGUCGAUCUCAAGCUCCCAGACAUCACGUUCCACAAGGUCCCGGUGAGGCUACUUUCGCACGAACAAGAGCAAUACGAUGCAUUCAAGAGCGAAGCCAAGGGUCUGCUUGAGGCUGCAAAGGCGAAGAAAGGUGACAGCAGCACCAUGACAAAUCUUCUUGAGGUUCUUCUGCGACUUCGGCAAACAUGUAACCACUGGAAAUUGUGCGGCGAAGCACGAAUCAGGAAGGUUCUCGAGCUUGUUGAAGAGAACAAGGCCAUUGAUGUAACCAACGUGGCCAAUCGUAAAGCGCUGCAAGACCUCCUGCAAAUCAAGAUUGACAGUCAAGAGGAAUGCCCCAUCUGUAUGGACUCGAUCAAAUCACCCGUGAUAACGGCGUGCGCUCAUGCGUUUUGCCGCGAGUGUAUCGAACGAACAGUUGAGCUGCAGCAUAAAUGCCCUAUGUGCCGCACAGAGCUGCCUUCAGCCGAGCUUCUGGUUGGUCCUGCUGCCAACUUCGGUGAAGGGGAAUUGGCGGACGAAAUGCAGAUCGACGCGGAGGAGACUAGCAGCAAGAUCGAGGCUCUGCUCAAGGUGGUCAAAGCUUCGAGCAAGGAAUCCAAGGUGGUGGUGUUUAGCCAGUGGACAAGCUUCCUGGAUCUGGUGCAGACUCAAAUGAUCAAGAACCACAUCGGCUUCUGUCGGCUUGACGGCAAAAUGAGUGCGACUAAGCGCGACGCUGCCAUUGACAAGCUCAACAACGAGGCGUCAUGCAAGGUUUUGCUGGCCUCAUUGUCCGUCUGCUCAGUGGGUCUGAACCUGGUGGCAGCAUCGACAGUCGUGCUUUGUGAUACCUGGUGGGCGCCUAGUGUCGAGGAUCAGGCGGUAGACAGAGUGCAUCGACUAGGCCAGCGGCGUAACUGCACCGUGAUUAGGCUCGUGGUUGAGCAGAGCGUCGAGGACGAAGUGCUUGAGAUCCAAGCAAAGAAGAGGAAGCUUACAAGCCUGGCAUUCGGUGAGAAGAGCCAACGCAGCCGUCAAGAGAUGCGCGCCGGGACGCUGAGGGACAUCGAGAGAUUGCUCGGCUGA